AGCCAAUGAAAUUUUUAAAUGCUUAUUCAGUUGUGUCGGUUCUGUUCACUCGAUUCUAAAUUUAUCCUAACUUGUCUAUUUGGAAGAAAGUUUUUUUAUUCAACAUUAUCAAUUCGUCGUUAUCAGCGGUGAAGUUUUAUCGAAACUGUCGUGUCUAGUAUUAAUGUGGAAAAAGUAGUGGCGAAAUAUUUGAGGUAUCUUGUGGGGUAAAAGAGAUUUUGCCCGUUGGGGAUUUGAAACGUAUUUAAAUACCUUCUAACAUGUGUCCUAAGACAUCGAAAAGCAAAACAAAGGCCAAGGAAGGUACAAAAAAUAAGCAGAAAACUGGGGAACCUGGUGGUGAUUGCAAGGUCGCUAGGAAGAAAACCAAGGGAGAGAUUAAACAUGAUAAGAAGAUGAGAAAGAAGGAAGCGAAAUUGAUUGGAAUAGGCGAAAGUGAAGAACAACAGAGUGACAGUUCCAACGCUGGAGACCGGGCUAAUGAAAAUCCAAGGAAUGACCUUGAUAUAUCCACCCAAGUUGAAUCGGCCUUUGUCAAGUCUAUCAUUGAAAAAUCCGGAAUCCGAUUGGGACAGAACAAGGGUGAUGAUAGCUCUAGACCCAUGAAGCUUAGUUUCACCGAGGAAGAAAUUAGGGAUGAUUCUUUGAAUGGAUUCAAAAGUGUUAAAAAGAGAAAAAUUACCAAGCCAGGGAUAGACAAAAAAUCGGAGGAAUUGGGGUUUGAGGCGUACAAAUAUAUUAUAGAAGGGAAGAAAGAUAAGGGAACUGAGUACUUAAAUCGAGCGCUCGCGUUGGAUCAUUUCGAUGUUCGACACUAUUUCAAUAGGAGUUAUUCACAAUUAUGCACUGGAGAUUUUGAAGCAGCUUUAAGAGAUAUAGAAUUCGUUAUGAAUCAUAACGAUUUCAAAGAUAUUGUUUAUUUAGCAAGGAUGAAGUGUAGACAGGGCCAAAUAUUUAAACGAAUGGAGCAAUAUGAUAAAGCUAAGGAGUGUUUCAGGGACUGCCUGAACUUAUUUCCAAAUACUAUGUCAGUGCGUUGUGAACUUCUUCAUAUGAAAAUAUGCCAAUUAAAGAGCAUGGGUUUCCCUGAAACUGACGUCAUAUUUCUCCUAUACGAUUAUCCUUAUUUAACCUUCCCUAAUGCUAUCACUUUACUGACGGAAAUGGCAAAGAGUCAAUGCCACCAAGGUAUCCCACCGGAGUCUUCCAUCUCCAUCACCGAGGACGAGGAAUUCGAAUCAGACACCGAAGAAAAUCCCUGCAGCGCUCGAUUGUUCAAAGACAUGACGAAUUUUAAUUUAUUUACGAAUGAUUACGUGUGGUUCAGGGACGACAAGGUUAAAAAAAAUAGCCAGACUGCUACAGAGGCUAAAUCACAGUCAAUCUUAGAAUCUUCCCAACACGUUGAUUUACCAAAUUCAACGGCUGUGAAGGAGCUCAGGGUGAUAAAUGCAUCUGGGGCUAAAAAAGUUGUAAUUAAAUCCCAAGUUGAGAAUAAUGUCAAUAACAAAGCUGUCUGGGUUGGAUCAGUCACCAGUGCAAUCACUACAUCCAUGCUCAAACGUACAUUCUCCGUUUUUGGACCUGUUGCCAGUGUUUAUAAAGCCAAAGGUUCUGCCUGUGCUUUCGUUAAUUUUGAAAAUAUGCAUUCUACACACCUUGCUCUUGAGGCAAAGUCCCUUGAGGUAAAUGGGAUAACCCUUCCUAUUAAGCAUAAGACGAGGACGAGGUAAACAGAUAUACAGAUGAAUCAAGAGGUGUUCCACUUUCGCGACAUCAGACAGGGACAAAAUCGAGGGACUAUUAUUUAACUAUUAUCAAAGAUAUUUCCAAUUAUUUUUUUCUUUACUUUUUACCAAAAAUUCAUUUUUUCUUCCUUUAUUUUAUGUUUCAAUUAAAAAUCAACUGAGAUAGUUCAGGCUAUUUUGUUAUUCUUAUUAUUACAGAACGUUAAGAAUUCAUUUCAAACGAGAGACGUACUACUUUACCUCAAGUAAUCUGCGAUGUGAGAUUCUUGGAGAUUAACGUAGCUAUUUCCUGAAAAUUUUAUAAAACUAGAUAAUUCAUAAAAGUGAUGUUUUUAGUUGAGUCUUUAGAAUAUAGAAACACAUGUUUUAUUACACAGCUACUGUUUCUCAUUUAUUUACAUUAUCCUUCAGUUAUGUACGUUUAAAA
Fopius arisanus is the source of this 2175-nucleotide messenger RNA. RefSeq lists its product as uncharacterized. Lineage: Eukaryota; Metazoa; Arthropoda; Insecta; Hymenoptera; Braconidae. Bases 261 to 1733 code for a protein of 490 amino acids. The record is from RefSeq and is a predicted model, not a curated record. Gene Ontology annotation, molecular function: RNA binding; protein binding. The transcript has 5 exons.